This is a messenger RNA of Anneissia japonica, 568 nucleotides long. RefSeq names its product contactin-5-like. The record is from RefSeq and is a predicted model, not a curated record. Gene Ontology annotation, biological process: cell-cell adhesion. The coding region runs from base 1 to 549 and encodes 182 amino acids. NCBI's taxonomy places the organism in Eukaryota, Metazoa, Echinodermata, Crinoidea, Comatulida, Comatulidae. The transcript is spliced from 3 exons.
AUGGCUGUGCUCACACUCCAUCUUGACAAAACGGAGACAUCAUCCCAUAUUCUCUUCAUUUCUAGGCCUGCUCCUACAUUAUCAUGGACACGAACAAAUGGACUAAGUCUUCCUGAGGGUUCCUACCUGAAUGAACGUAGCCAAGAGCUUGUCAUACCAGAUAUACAGAUAACAGAUGCUGGAACGUACCGCUGUUCAGCUUCGAAUACCGUACAGAGCGGUCUCAGUAAUGAAGGCCGUGUUGUUGUUAAAUCUCGGCCAGAGUGGGUAAAUGAGAUCGAGGACCAGAAUGGCGAUAUCAAUGGCGAGGUAACCUGGAAUUGUGAAGCGGAAUCCACCGAAACCAUCACAUACACAUGGUAUCGUAAUGGCGUUGAGGUCAUAGGAACCGCUAAGUAUGUGAUAGGUAAUGGUCUCAAAACCCUCACAGUCAUGGACCUCCAGGAAGAUGAUGACGCCAUGUUCCAGUGCAAAGCUGAGAAUGAGUUUGGACUAAUAUUGUCAACAGCUCAGUUGAAUGUCAGGGGUAAGUUCAUUGGUUAUUUUUAACAUCUGGGUUAUUAUUGGU